GAAGACGGCGACACCGCGGCCGCACGAGAGGCAGCGCCAGCCCGACGUGGCCGGGCGCCUUCCCCGCGGGAGCGCAACCCAGGCCGGACGCGGCUGCGGAUCCCGGGAAUGAAGGUGCAGCUGGAGACUUUCUCUUCCCACUGAUUGGCUGCCAGCCGCCCGGCAGCCCCUCCUUGGCCCCCUCCUCUAAAAGCUUCUUUGGGCAUCAGCCAUGUCCAUCAUGGACCACAGCCCCACCACGGGAGUGGUGACAGUCAUUGUCAUUCUCAUUGCCAUCGCGGCUCUUGGCGCUCUGAUCCUGGGCUGCUGGUGUUACUUGCGCCUUCAGCGGAUCAGUCAGUCUGAGGACGAAGAGAGCAUCGUGGGUGAGGGAGAAACCAAGGAGCCCUUCCUCCUGGUCCAGUACUCCGCCCGAGGGCCUUGCAUGGAGAGGAAAGCAAAGCUGACUUCAAACGGCACCGAGGCUCACAGCUGACUGGUAGCUUUGGCAUAGAGGGCCAGGUGGCUGGAGCCAGAAUGGAUACUGUGAAGGAACUAGGCAGGGCUGUACCACUCCCUCCGUCACACAAACCUUGCCUGAAGACUGGGCCGUCUGUGGCUGUCCACGCACUGGGCAUGACCUCCUUUGUCGCUCCAGUGCUUGCAUCUCUUUUUCUGGCACACGGUCCAUUGCCGGCAAUGGACAAACAAGAACACGGUGGUGUGAAGAGAGACCGGUUUGGUCUGUUACUUGAAUAUUCCACUGAGCUGCAUUGGAAUGGAGCUACUGGCGUAAUGUGAACUUGCACAACUGUGAAUUGUGUGUACAUAGGUUGUGGUGUGUGCGUGCAUGUGCGUGUGUUUCUGUUCUGCGGCAUAUGGGAAUGGAAUGAAUGAGCUUUUGCGUAAGCAGCACUCGGAUUUAGGAGAUGCAUGACCGCAAAUGGGAUUUCUCCAAAGCCGAGCUGGGAGGGGCUAAUCUUAGGCUUGCUUCUUUGGGGUGCUGGGGUGGAAUUUUUGCAGCAGCCAGCAGCUUUGAGAAACGGAGCCCGGUGCUGCUUAAAAGCUCCAUAUUCCAGAGUUAUAGUUUAAUUUUGUUAAUGUGUUUAAGCAGAGGGCAAAAAGGCACAGGGAGAGAAAUACACGUCUGGGUGAAACUGCAUCAGAUAAUGGCGGUGACAAGUGGGCUAGCUGCUAUUUCAAGCCAAGUCAAAAGCAGCAGCCGAUGAUGGCUGUGCUUCAGGUUGCUGGGAGACGUGGCCAUUGGUGGCAGAGCGGCUAUCGUGGGCAGGAAGCAGAAACGCUUCUUCCGCUGAGCCUUCUCCUUUAAAACUGGCAUUCACGUAACUAGUCCCUAACUUAUCUAUCAGUGCACUGGUGAUAGUCCUGGGUGUCAGGACACUUGUAAGCAAGCCCUUAUUCUUCAGAAUCAGCUGUAUAGAUGUCAGUCAGUGUAUUUUGUAGAUAAAUGCACUUGUUUUCUUAAAUGACAGGGCUUCUGUAAAUAACGAAACAUAUGGGAGGGAGUGGGAAUAGAAAGUGAAGUUAGCAAUGUGCUUCCUUACAUCUGUCACUUUCCAGUUUUUUUGAUCCUCGCCAGUUGUAUUUUUGGCAAGGUUUUGUGGUGGUCUUGUAUUGUUUACCCUUAUUUUUCAAACAAGAUAUUCAGCUCCUCUUAAAAUA
Elgaria multicarinata webbii is the source of this 1662-nucleotide messenger RNA. RefSeq names its product stannin (gene SNN). The coding region runs from base 212 to 475 and encodes 87 amino acids. Gene Ontology annotation, cellular component: mitochondrial outer membrane. The transcript has 2 exons. Lineage: Eukaryota; Metazoa; Chordata; Lepidosauria; Squamata; Anguidae. The record is from RefSeq and is a predicted model, not a curated record.